UUGCGGCGAAGGGAGUCCCAAUGUCGAGUGUGAUAUAUGACUCUUUUCGAGCUUUACACGUGAAGAAAGAUGGGACUUACACCGAUAAGAAGUCUGAAAGAAUCGAUGUGGAGGUACAAGAAAUUGCUGCAGAGAUGGGCCAAUCUCAUCCCGAUACGCCCGUGGAUAUGAACAAGAUUUAUCUAGAUGUCUUGGGAGGCGGUUUAGAUAAAAAGCAAAGAUUGUUGGGCACAGAUAGCCUCGCAUCGACCUUGAAGACCGGUAUAUCGGGAGAGAGUAGUACUUCAGCUGUGUCCGACAUCGACAAAGAGCAGUAUGCCACUCGCCUAGGAGAUGUAGCUUCAAGCGGAGCGAGAAAGAACAUCUCAAUUAGAGGAACAAGUCAAAGUUGCAAUGGAGAUUAUCAUGUAGUUGCAAGGGCAAUCAAGUAGCGUCACUAGCCAUCCAAAUCCACCAUCACAUGUUCCAUGAUCAUACAUGUGUUUUGAUUUUGAU
Messenger RNA from Salvia miltiorrhiza (redroot sage), 495 nucleotides. RefSeq lists its product as uncharacterized. The record is from RefSeq and is a predicted model, not a curated record. Bases 21 to 431 code for a protein of 136 amino acids. Lineage: Eukaryota; Viridiplantae; Streptophyta; Magnoliopsida; Lamiales; Lamiaceae. The transcript is spliced from 2 exons.